Molecule: messenger RNA, 903 nt
Organism: Histoplasma mississippiense
Lineage: Eukaryota; Fungi; Ascomycota; Eurotiomycetes; Onygenales; Ajellomycetaceae
Exons: 1
Coding region: 1-903 (300 amino acids)
Source: RefSeq, a predicted model, not a curated record
AUGCCGGUAGAUGUUGGUUCGAGAGCACAAACAUUCGGCCUAGAGCCUAACUACCCCUGCUGUACUGUUAACCAACAUCAAGGAUAUCCCAAAUUCGUGUCCGCUAUGUUUGUGCGGAAAGGGGAGGAUGGCAUUGGACAGGCGCUGCUUGGACCAGCUGAGGUACGAACCACAACAAGCUCAGGGACCAAAGUUAAUAUCAACUGUGAAACCGCCUAUCCAUUCGACAACGCACUGUCCUACAAAAUCGACGCGGGAGGACCAUUUACAUUAUCCUUCAGGGUGCCUUCGUGGGCUGACAAUGCCAAGUCCUUGGUCUCCGUCGACAGCGCUGGAGGCACUUCCUUGAAGCCCAGCCCUGCGACAGGGAUGCACGAUGUCUCCAUAACACAAGGGAAACAUGUAGUCACCGUCUCGUUCGCUACUGAAAUCCGCGUGGAGAAGCGUGCCCGCAACACCGUCGCUGUUUACUAUGGAGCGCUUCUCUACGCCGUCCCGAUCGACGCACGCGUCACCUAUGUCAAGAGCAAUUACCCUGGCGCACCUGAUAGUGCGAGAGAAUACACGAUGACGCCGUCCUCGAAAUGGGCGCUGGCGAUUGAUCCAUCGACGCUCCGCUUCAAUGCUCUGGCCGCUCGCGGUGACGACGGUGCAGCAACACCCAACAACGAAAAUCAGCUUCCAAACCCGCUCUGGGCGGAAAAAGCGACAUCGACUUCAAUUUCGGCGCGGGCUUGUGAGAUUAAGUGGGAGUUGACGGAGCCGAAGGGGGAAGGCUAUGCGCCGGACCCGCCACGAGAAUCGGAGCGGGAGUGUAUUGGGAAGCCAUUCGAGGUUAAAUUAAUGCCGUAUGGGAGUGCCAGGUUGCAUAUGGCGGAACUCCCAACGGUUAAGUUGGCGUAG